This is a messenger RNA of Laccaria bicolor S238N-H82, 1821 nucleotides long. RefSeq lists its product as uncharacterized. The transcript is spliced from 15 exons. The record is from RefSeq and is a predicted model, not a curated record. Gene Ontology annotation, molecular function: RNA binding; protein binding. The coding region runs from base 1 to 1821 and encodes 606 amino acids. NCBI's taxonomy places the organism in Eukaryota, Fungi, Basidiomycota, Agaricomycetes, Agaricales, Hydnangiaceae.
AUGGUCCAUAAAGCCUCCAAAACCGGCGAUGCCAAAUUUCGUCCUGAAAAGUUUCUUGCAUCUGUGUAUAAUGCAGCAGGGCUCUUCGACAACGAAUUGAGCGUGUGGCAAAAUGCAUCCAAGAAAUGCAAAUCAAGUUAUCUAGUGUGGACUCAGCUCACUGACACCUUAAUAAAAUUAGAACGAUACGAAGAAGCUCGUCAAGUAUUCGAUGACAUUCAUACAAAACAAUUAGACUGGCCAGAAGCUAUUUGGGAAGCAUGGGUCUCUUUCGAACACGCCCAUGGUUCCGUUGAUGAUGUCGAAGCUGCCAUGGACAAAAUUGAAAAAGCUCAAUAUCAGACAUAUUCAAGACGGGCUAAGGAGGCGGAAAGGGCUGCGUACCAGGCAAUGCAGACCGCUGCUGAGGCGCAUUCCAAUGUACCAGUGGUUCCUGGUUCAGAAGCAACACAAGAUGACGUGGCCAUGAACGUCGACGUGCAGGCUCCUGAACGUGGAAAGAAACGAGGUGCGGAGGAAGAACCUCCUUCAGAGGGACAUAAGAAGGCGAGAUUCGAACAAAAAACCCCACCGCUAAGGAGGGACCGAGAGAACAGCACCGUCUUCGUUGCCGAACUGCCGACUGGAGUUACUGAAGAUGAGUUGAAGGACUUGUUCAAAGAUUGUGGAAGUGUCCGAGAAGUCAAGAUAACACAACUUCCUGGUGAACUUGUGGCUACUGUCGAGUUCUUCCAACGGGACAGCGUACCAGCUGCGUUGACAAAGGACAAAAAACGUCUACGUGACCAAGAAGUCGCUGUACAUCUAGCGUGGAGGUCGACUCUUUACGUGACCAACUUCCCUGAAUCGGCGGAUGAUCCAUACAUGAGAAAUCUGUUUGGAAAGUAUGGCGUUAUCUUUGACGUACGAUGGCCAAGCAAGAAAUUCAAAACAACUCGUCGCUUCUGUUAUAUACAAUAUACCUCUCCAAAUUCCGCCGAACGCGCACUAGAGCUUCAUGGACGCGAGCUGGAGCCCAAUCUUCCCCUAAAUGUCUAUCUCUCAAAUCCUGAACGCAAGAAGGAGAGGACUGACCAAGACGCCAACGAGCGGGAGGUUUAUGUGGCUGGUUUGAGUAAGUAUACGACGAAAGCAGAUCUUGAAAAGCUUUUCUCUACGUAUGGCAAGUUGAAAGAAGUCCGGAUAGCUACGGAACCGGACGGCCUUGCAAAAGGAUACGCCUUCAUUGAAUAUGAGGAAGCGAAAGAUGCACAGACCGCACUAGCUGCCAAUAACUACGAAUUGAAGAAGCGUAGAAUUGCCGUGACGCUGUCUGAUUCUCGAGUACGAGCGCGACAUCGGUCUGAAAUUGGACUGAGCCGAGUCGCAGAAAUACGAAGUCGAUCGGUACGGGUCCGCAACCUUCCACCUGCCACACAAGAAGGGUUGUUGCAGCAAGUUUUAGAAAAAAUCGCACCUGUAAGGCGCGUUGAGGUGUUUGUAGAUAAACAAGAGGCCGUCGUGGAGUUGGAAACCCCAGCAGAAGCUGGAAAGCUGCUGCUACGAACGGAGGCUGUGGUAUUCAAUGGUCACACAUUAGAAUUGACGGAGGAGGGUCGGGAUGGAUCGUCAACUCGUGCUUCUGCACCGCCGCCAAAGGCCGGAGGGUUGUUUGUGCCGAGGCGGGCAGCAGUGUCACGACCGCGUGCAGGGUUAGGGCACGCGAGAGCUGCUGUGGCUAGUAAAAGUACGACACAAGACCGGGGGGCAGCCUCUCAGGCGUCAAGUUCAAAGGCAGCAUCAGGCAAAGGACAGGAUGACUUUCGCAAAAUGCUUGGGUAG